Messenger RNA from Suricata suricatta (meerkat), 2117 nucleotides. RefSeq names its product TM2 domain containing 2 (gene TM2D2). Bases 121 to 765 code for a protein of 214 amino acids. NCBI's taxonomy places the organism in Eukaryota, Metazoa, Chordata, Mammalia, Carnivora, Herpestidae. The record is from RefSeq and is a predicted model, not a curated record. The transcript is spliced from 4 exons.
UUUGGUGGCGAGGAGUGGGGCUACGCGCGGAGAGGCCUGACCUGGCAGGACUUCCUCGGGUCGGUUCUGCAGUCCCGGCUUUGUGAUUGAGGUCGGGUCUCUGCCACUGGGCCCGGGAAGAUGGUGCUGGGUGGUUGCCCGGUGAGUUACUUACUUCUGUGCGGCCAGGCGGCUUUACUUCUGGGGAAUCUACUUCUGCUUCACUGUGUCUCUCGGAGCCACUCACACAACACUACCGCCGAGCCGGAGCUCACAUCCGCUGGCGCCGCCCACCCAGAGGGCUCCGCUGGCGCUCCAAGCUGGGAAUAUGGCGACCCCCAGUCUCCGGUCGUCUUUUGCUCUUACCUACCUGAUGAAUUUAUAGAAUGUGAUGACCCAGUGGAUCAUGUUGGAAAUGCAACUGCAUCCCAGGAACUCGGUUAUGGUUGUCUCAAGUUCGGUGGACAGGCCUACAGUGAUGUGGAACACACUCCAGUCCAGUGCCGGGCCCUCGAGGGGAUUGAGUGUGCCAGUCCUAGGACCUUCAUGCGAGAGAAUAAACCUUGUAUAAAAUAUACCGGACACUACUUCAUAACCACUUUACUGUACUCUUUCUUCCUGGGAUGUUUUGGAGUGGAUCGUUUCUGUCUGGGACACACUGGCACAGCAGUAGGGAAGCUGUUGACACUUGGGGGACUUGGGAUUUGGUGGUUUGUUGACCUUAUUUUGCUUAUUACUGGUGGGCUGAUGCCAAGUGAUGGCAGCAAUUGGUGCACUGUUUACUAAAAAGAGUAACUGUCAUGGCCCAGAGAGGCACGACUUCUGAAGUCAUCUCUGCAGGCUCAAAACUCUUCCUUGAUGCCGGACCUGGCCAUCACUUUCCCUCUUUGGAGGGAAUGGGUUUGGUAAGGAAGGUUUCUUUGGACCCUGGUUUUCAACCCAAAUUUUACCUUGCAGACUAGAAAUGACAAGCCAACAGUGUUUGGGAAUCAAGUGUGUAUCUUUCCUCGUGUACAAAAUAUAAAGGAUAGUGACUAACGUAUAAGCUGCAGAGGGGUUUCCGUACUCUUUAUUUCUGUACAUUGCUGUAUCGUCAAUACUUUGGAGCAAGUGGACCCAACAGGAUGAGCAAGUGAACCCUUGUGCCUUUUGUGACCCUGAAUCUUCAUGCAGAGGUGAUAUGAAGCUGAACCACUGAAAAUCUUCAGCAGAAGUAAAAUGACCAUGGAUUUUAAUACACACUGAAAUUCUGACUUUCUGAAUUUAAAUUGCAGAAUAAAUUUUGCCAACCUGGAAUGCUGUUUGGUACUUUCAGUAGAUAGAGUGAGACUCAAAAUUCUAUUUGUUUUCUAAAAGCUAGGCAUUUGAAAUGAAGCACUCUAUUAAUAAAUCCUACUGUUAUAAUUAUUACGCUCCAGAGGCAGUAUAUACAGUAUAAUAAUUACUCCAUUUCAGUUAUAUUUUGGAAACGCAACAAUAUCAUUCAUGUCUGGGUUAAGCUAUCCCCUGGCUGUCCUAUCCAAAAAUUAGUAAUUUACUAGUUUAGAGAGCCUAUGUUGUAGGUUGGUAAAAAACAUGUCAUUCACCUAACUGUAAAACUGUUCAUCACAAUUAUGUAAGAUACAAUGAAAGAAAAACAGAUUCCUAUUUAAUGGACAGAAUUACUGAGUACUGGGUGGAGUUAGGAUGUGAUUUAUGGGGACAAAGAGAAACUGAACACAUUCUGUCAAAAGAAGUGUGAUUCCAGAAGCUCUCAAUGUGGGCUACAGUAGUCAUUAGGGAAAGAACGACAGCCAAGGAAUAAAAGGAAAUAUUCUGAAUUAUAAGUGGUUUUAAAAGCUUAGUUCCCGUCCUUUGCAAUUUAAGUUGAAAAGAACUGUUAAUUAUAAAGUAAAAGGAGGACUUUGUGGACAAGUAAAACUAAGAGCCUAAUAUUCAGGAUAAAUUAUAGAAACAAUCAAGGUAGAGUACUCAAAGCUUAGUCUCAUAAUAGUUGACUUAAAGACCAAGAAUCACAGUUAAAAUAACUCUGGAUAUGUUCUAUCAUUAUGAAUCAGCUUUUCUAAAAGUUUCAGCUUUAUUAUCCCUGAUAAAUAUGUUCAUUGUACUUCUAUUAAAUGAUGGCAACUGAAAAAUUA